UACAAAUCAUAUUUCUGGAUAAUUUAAAUGUUAAAUUGUAAAAUAGUUAUAUUAGAGCUGAAUAAAGCGCUAAAGGAUAAUGUUCUUCGACUGGAGCUUAACUGACUUAAAACACAGCGGUAAUGAAUGGCUGCAUUACACGUUUUCAUAUAGACAAGAUCUGCGCAAUGAUAUCGAUGACCUUAAUUGCAGUCUGCCGACCAUCAUGGAGUUCCCAAACCUUAUGCGACAAAAAAGUUGGAUAGCAAUCGUAGUGUCCUCUUUAGUCAGCAUGUACCUUUUUGUCAUCCUGGCGCUUGUCUGUGACGAUUACCUUGUGCCAGCCAUGGAGCGCCUUUGCUACACCCUGCGAAUGACCUACGAUGUAGCGGGCGCCACUUUUCUAGCGGCCUCCACCUCGGCACCGGAACUGUUUGUAAAUUUUGUAGGAACCUUCGUCACUAAUGGCGACAUCGGACUGGGCACAAUCGUGGGAUCUUCCGUAUUCAAUAUCCUGGUAAUUUCAGGCGUUUGCGGUAUCUUCACUCAACCGGCCAAACUGGAUUGGUGGCCGGUGACCAGAGACACAGUCUGGUACCUCGUAGCCAUCUUGUCGCUCACAUAUGUCUUGUGGGAUUCGAUGGUUAUGUGGUAUGAGGCUUUUGUCCUUUUACUACUAUACUUUGCUUAUGUCCUUCAAUUGUUCUUUGACCGUAGGAUCCAAAAUUUGGUUCGCCAUGAACACGCUGAGUCGGAGCUGUUGGACGAAGAUCCGAUGACCCGCGAAGAAGAGCCACUGAAGAAAUUUCGUGACCACGUCUGGGCGAAACCGCAGCCGGAAUCCCAUUUCUGUCAGUGGACCUGGUGGGUCAUCAAAUAUCCGGCAGAAUUGAUCCUUGCAUGCACUGUUCCCAGUGCUAGAUCCAUCUUCUUCCUGUCCAUGUGUUUUGCCGUCCUUUGGAUUAGCUUAAUAUCUUAUCUCCUUGCUUGGUUCCUCACAAUUUUGGGACACAACCUCAACAUUCCGGAUGCGAUCAUGGGGCUUACUGUACUGGCCGCCGGUACUAGUGUUCCAGAAGUAGCGUCCUCUUAUAUUGUGUCAAAAAAGGGAUAUGGGUCAAUGGCAAUCUGCAAUGCCAUUGGCUCGAACACAUUCGACAUUUUCGUAUGCCUCGGUCUACCCUGGCUGCUAAAUAUCAUUAUUGACCAGCACAAGAUCUUGAUCGACUCCACGGCCCUUACAUUUACCACGGCCAUGCUAGUGACAACUGCCGUCAUCCUUUAUUUUGGUCUUCUGGCGACCAGGUUUGUGAUGGGCAAGAUCGUCGGUUGGAUUUGCGUAAUCUCCUAUGUGCUUUUUCUGAUUAUCGCUUGUACACUAGAGAUACUAUUGAGCAGAGAAAACAAGUGCGACAUUGAGGAUCCUAAUUGAUUAAAUAAAUAUCUGAAAUGCGAAGGUUAUCAAAACGGGA
This is a messenger RNA of Drosophila erecta, 1451 nucleotides long. RefSeq names its product sodium/potassium/calcium exchanger 4. The transcript is spliced from 6 exons. NCBI's taxonomy places the organism in Eukaryota, Metazoa, Arthropoda, Insecta, Diptera, Drosophilidae. Bases 80 to 1411 code for a protein of 443 amino acids. Gene Ontology annotation, biological process: calcium ion transmembrane transport; intracellular calcium ion homeostasis. Gene Ontology annotation, cellular component: membrane. Gene Ontology annotation, molecular function: calcium, potassium:sodium antiporter activity; calcium channel activity. The record is from RefSeq and is a predicted model, not a curated record.